Messenger RNA from Talaromyces marneffei, 2190 nucleotides. RefSeq lists its product as uncharacterized. The record is from RefSeq and is a predicted model, not a curated record. NCBI's taxonomy places the organism in Eukaryota, Fungi, Ascomycota, Eurotiomycetes, Eurotiales, Trichocomaceae. The transcript is spliced from 5 exons. Bases 1 to 2190 code for a protein of 729 amino acids.
AUGGCAUCCAACCGACAAGAGCGCUUGCAGAUGCGCCAGCGCGGUGCUGGCACACGCAAGAUACAAGCGGUCGAUUUUGGAUUCUCGUUUGGAUCGCCGACUGGAGGUGCCCCUGCAUUAUCAAUUGCGCAACAACUUGAAAGCGUGCCUGAAACUACGAAUGCUGUGGAGUCUACAGUUGAUACAACAUUUUCGAACACGACAGCGCCGGUUACUGAACGUUCAGCAAGAGAGACACCAACAAGGGCACUGCGAAAUAGUUUAGCUACCACGGAGUCUCCCCGCAGAUCAGGUAGAAAUUCGAUCCAUAGAGUCUCAACCUCGAAUACCACAACCCAGGAGCAGGAAGAAGGCCGCAGCAGCAAGCGGAGGAGGAUCAGCACUAAGAACGACAAUUUGAUUCGCCCGGCUGCGUCUGAAUCCGAAGCGAUCGUGAACCCGUCCCCUAAGUCCAUACGUGAAGAUAAUCCGCAAGACGAUGUACAAAAUGGCGUUGGUGCUAGUGAAGAACUUCCAGAAGCACCCAUGGUAGAUGUGGCUGGAGAUGAAGCUUUGCUAGAGACUACAACUAUCGAGCAGGAGGCGGAGCCCCAAGCAAUCGUCAAGACUAAGAGAAGAGGAAGACCAAGCUCUGCACAGUCCCAGACAAAUGGAGCCGCAGAUCAAAAACAACAGAACACCGAUCAGACUCGGAGGCGUUCGAUCAGACACAGUGAAAUCAACGGGUCGGAUCCUCCUAACGAAGAUACCAACCAAGACAGCCAGCGGGGACCAUCUAGGGCAAGAAGCAGACGAGGCGUAGAAAAGCAGUCAACAACGGAAAUUGAGCCAGAAGUCGACCGGGAACGGGAACAGGAAGAUAGAAUACCAGAGUCAAGCUUGAAGAAACGCGGGCGAAGACGCAAAGACCAAGAGCAACCCGAACCCGAACCCCCCGAGCAGCAAAACGAAGAGGAAAACAACGAACCGACACAAAAGGCUCCGCGUGGCAGGAGGAAGCGCUCCAGACUCUCAACAGAACACAUUGAAGUAGAAGAGCCUCAGGAGGAGAAAGAAGAUACGACGACACAAACUAGAAAUAAACACAAAGGCAAGAACAGAGCGGUCGAGCCUGAUGCUGAACGGUCCGUUGUCGAGGAAACGGAAGAGCGCGCUGAAGAGACUCAGAAGUUACAAGAAGACAAAGCAAGGAGGAAACAACAACCACAAGAAAAUGGUGAAAGUUCCCGACGCAGGGGUCGUCCAUCCCUUGGCAAGGGACAGGAGCCUCGCCCAGGACCAGAGACCACGCAGACCAUAGAGACAAGACCUGAAGCGAGCCCUGAAGCAGUCCAAUCAGCAACGCGACGGCGCAGAAGACCAUCGGGAGGUACCACAGAAGCCAAACCAACCAGCGUACAACGCACCAAUCGACGGCGAGAACAAGAUGAAGAGCAAGAACCACGCCGACGCGAAGGAACUGUCUCAAUCACCGUCCACCGUCUCGCAAACACACACAUUCUAGACUCAACACAUGCAACCUCCGACCCGUCCGAUAAUGAGCAGGACUCAACCGACGAACUCGAGGCCGUAGGCAAGAAAUUCCCCAGCCGCAACGGCGUCAACGCAGCCGACGUCCUAUCCCAAAUCUGCAAAGAGAUACUCGAGAAACAUCUAGCCACACUAGACAACAACAUCGCCAACGACGCAGCCAACCAAGCCAAGCGGUCUGAAUAUGCGCGACAACGCAAAAGCAUUGAGGCCUACGGGGCGCAAUUGGAGGGUCGACUAUUUGAGCUUAGCGAGUUACUUGAUAGCAAUUUCGCGUUGGGAGUGCAGCUGAAAAAGGCGAAGCGAGAGGCCGCUGAGAUGCGGAAUCGGCUACUCGAGGUGCGCCGACAGAGACAGGAGAUUACGCUACGAAUGGAUGCUGUGCGGCGGAAACAUGGUGAGGAGGAGAAUGCGAAGAUGUCUCGCAACGUUAUCAAUAAUACCCUACACAACCUCGACCUCACACUCGAUCGGAAUCGCAAUAGGGCAGCCGACGGCGUUGAAACAGAAGGCAACGGUGUAACCGGUCUCGAGUUCUUACUCCGCAGCGUGUCGGAAAAUGUGAGUUCAUCUGCUGAGGGAUCGUAUGGCGGACUGUUGAGGCAGGUCAAGGCUUUUAACGCACAGUUGGAGAUGACUGCCAGGAAGUUGGAGCGGUAG